CGUCGGUUGGUUCGAAUCCUCUCUCUCCCUCGUUUCCUCCGUUCGACGAUUGCCAUGGACAAGAAGAAGAUCGCCUUGUUAAGCUCCGACGGCGAGGCGUUUGAGGUGGACGCUGCGGUGGCCAUGGUGUCCAAGACCAUCGAGCACAUGGUCGAGUUCGACUGUGCAGAGGACACGAUCCCCCUCCCCAACGUCACCUCCAGGAUCCUUGUCAAGGUCAUUGAGUACUGCCAAAAGCACGUUCUCGAUGAUCCUGCCAAGUCUUCCGACGACAAGGCAGAACUCAAGUCUUGGGAUGACAAUUUCGUUAAAGUCGACCAAGCCACCCUAUUCGAACUUAUGUUGGCUGCAAAUUACAUGGACAUUAAGGGGCUGCUGGAUUUGUUAUGCCAAAGUGUAGCUGAUAUGAUUACGGGAAAGACACCUAAAGAGAUUCGUAAGACGUUCAACAUCAAGAACGACUUCACCCCUGAAGAAGAGGAAAAAGUUCGUAGGGAGAGUCAAUGGGCGUUCGAAUAACUCUUGGGCGCCGACACAUUUGCUCUGUCUUUUAAACUCUUUAAUUAUUGCAUUAGUUGAUAAAAAAACUUCGUAUUCAAUUUGAUGAAACUUAUUUAUAU
Molecule: messenger RNA, 620 nt
Organism: Zingiber officinale
Lineage: Eukaryota; Viridiplantae; Streptophyta; Magnoliopsida; Zingiberales; Zingiberaceae
Product: SKP1-like protein 1
Exons: 2
Coding region: 55-519 (154 amino acids)
Biological process (GO): SCF-dependent proteasomal ubiquitin-dependent protein catabolic process
Cellular component (GO): nucleus; cytoplasm
Molecular function (GO): cullin family protein binding
Source: RefSeq, a predicted model, not a curated record